Molecule: messenger RNA, 923 nt
Organism: Danio aesculapii
Lineage: Eukaryota; Metazoa; Chordata; Actinopteri; Cypriniformes; Danionidae
Gene: smim36
Product: small integral membrane protein 36
Exons: 2
Coding region: 199-504 (101 amino acids)
Source: RefSeq, a predicted model, not a curated record
UAAAAUGGCAGCUUAAGCUAUUAAAGUGAGCAGCUUUUAAUCAUUGGCCGCAGGAAUCCAAGGUUGCAAGGGGAGGGAUUAAAGUCUUUGAACGGCAGAUCCACAUCACAUCUCCACAUCUCUGAUCCCCGGACAGGGCCCUUCGCCGAUGGUGCCCAGAUUUCGGCCGGAGCGCGGAUUCAGGGAUGCGGCGUCACCAUGGGUCUCAUGGAGUUUUACUCGGAGAUUGAUCCAGUCACACUAAACCUCAUCAUUCUCAUAGCCAGCUACGUGAUUUUACUUCUAGUCUUUCUCAUUUCGUGCAUCCUGUACGACUGCCGAGGUAAAGACCCGACGAAAGAGGAUGUUUCUGAGCCUCCAGCCCCGCAGCAGCAGUCGCCUAUCCGGCUGGUGGUGAUGCAAAACUCGCCCGCUUCUUCCAGGUUCAACGAACAGAACAACACCGCGUCCAACUUCGCGCCGCUCACGCCGGACAUGCGCGAGAAGAGAAGCACUCUGGUCUGACAAACAUACACACACACAUACUGAUGAAAGACUUUCAACUAUUAACUUUUGGACACUUAUUCAGGUUUCUACAAGUUGAUGAAGCUGAAAUUUGAAUCUAAUUGGAGCUGAAACAGAGCAUCCGCCGCCAUUCAUUAGUUUAUUGUGGACCAUUUCAUCAUGGAAAUGGAGUUGUUUUAUCCUCUGGACACUGGAUAGAGGCUAAUGUCUGGACACGUGUACACUCACAAUGAUAUCUGCAUUCCAAACCACGUGUGAUUCUGCGGAUUCAGGCAAAAAAAAAUGUAGCUCAUAAAACAAAAGUUACUUCUUUUGAAUGUGUCUGUUGUAAAACUCAAAAGUGUGUGUGUUUGUAAUUGUGUAAAUAUAUAGGUAUAUUAUAAAGCAUACAUGUACAAUCAUUUGGAAAAAAAAAUGUU